Brachypodium distachyon (stiff brome) is the source of this 3605-nucleotide messenger RNA. RefSeq names its product protein FAR1-RELATED SEQUENCE 6. The record is from RefSeq and is a predicted model, not a curated record. Gene Ontology annotation, molecular function: zinc ion binding. Bases 351 to 3341 code for a protein of 996 amino acids. Lineage: Eukaryota; Viridiplantae; Streptophyta; Magnoliopsida; Poales; Poaceae. Gene Ontology annotation, biological process: regulation of DNA-templated transcription. The transcript has a single exon.
GUCAAGACGGAAAACCGUAAACUCACCCAGAAAACUGGCUACUCCGUGCUCAUCUCUCUAGUUUCUCCGCCCCCAAAAGCUACUCAACACGACCCCUCCCUUAGAACACCCCAAUUUCCCUUCUCUUCCCCGGCGACGUCCCCAAGCCCACUGAUUCCGGCCAGAUCGACGGUCACCUCGAGCUCGCGCAGCCCCCAUGGUGUCCCGGACCCCUCCAUAGUGCCCCCCUACAGUUAUACGCCCCGAACCCUAACCAUUUCGUACCUCGAGGUAUCUGCCCCCCCUGUACCUCUAGUGUUAAUACUUUUGGGUUUGGGGAGGCGUCCGCCAGUGGCUGCGAGUGCGUAAAUAUGGGGGAGGGUUCUGGGCGGACUCGUUCCUCCCGCGCCGCUCGGGCGCAAAACCCUAGCUAUCAGGAGGAGGAGGAGGUUGCAGCGGCCGCGAGGCGGGUCAAGGCUGAGAUCGCCGACGAUCUGAACGGCGACCCCGCGGAGGAUGAGGAUGAAGAGGAGGUGGAGGAGGGCGAGGACGAGAUGGUUGUCGCCUCCGACGAGGAGGGCGGCGACGAGGACGAAGGGGAGGCGGAAGGCGGCGGUGGGGAUGACGGCUUUGUGCCUCGUACGCUGGAGGAGGCCCUGGUGCCGCGGGUGGGCACGGUGUUCAACUCCGUCGACGAGGCAUUUUCGCUCUACAAGGCAUACGCCUACCGCAUGGGAUUCCACGCCGUGCGCCGCACCUGCCACAACUACGAGGGGCUUCGCUACCGAUCCACCUUCUCAUGCACCCAGAGUGGCAAGCCUCGGGCUGGCGCCCCGUCUGAAGGUCCAAGUGCCCGCUACCCACUCCGCAGCAAGCGCGGGGCAGCCACCCAGGAGAAGCGGGCGCGGCGUGCCACAUCUGAGAAGACUGGAUGCAAGGCGAUGCUGAUAAUUCGUGACAAGCGGGUGAACGAUAGGUGGAAGGUGGAGUUUGUUGACUUGGAGCAUAACCAUCCUUGCACGCCUGAUAUGGUGAGGUUCUUAAAGGCCUAUAGGGAGAUGCCUGAGUCAGCCAAGAAGAAGUCCAAGAUCACAGAUGAGAUGGAUGAGAUGGUGGAGAAGUCGUUGAGUGAGAUUGCUGAGACCAGGAAGUUCCCGACUCGCCCCAAGCGGAGUGUCACUGCUGGAGCUGUUGUUGCUGGGUUGAGGUUUAGUAGAUGCGACAGUUUUGUGCAGCGUUUCAGGGAGGAUGACCUCAAUGCAGUCAAGAAGUUCAUUGAAAAGAUGCAGCAAAAGAAACCAAACUUAAUUCACAGCUGGGAUCUUGAUGAGGAAAGUCGUGCCAAGAAUUUUUUCUGGACUGAUUUGAGGUCUCAAGCGCAAUACCGCUACUUCGGUGAUGUUAUUACUCUUGAUGUUACUUACUUACAGCACUCUCGUGCUAGCCUCCCAUUAGCUACACUCCUUGGAGUGAACAACCACGGCCACCUUGUGCUACUUGGAUGUGGUCUGCUCUCCGAAGACAGUAAAGAAAACUAUGUUUGGUUGUUGAAAAGGUGGUUGAGCUGUAUGAACGGCAAGGCGCCCGAGGCGAUUACCACCAGCUAUUCAGAUGUGGUGGCAGAGGCUGUGGCUGAGGUAUUGCCACAUGCGAGGCACCGUUUCUGCUUUUGGCAUAUCUUGAAGAAGCUCCAAGAAAACGUGGGGCGUACACAUGAGAAAGAAGCAAUUUGUUCAAGAUUCAAGGAUGUUGUUUAUGACACAGUCACUCUUACUGACUUUGAGAAAGAGUGGGGAUCCAUGGUUGAGCAUUACAAGCUCAAAGACAAUGAAUGGUUCUCCGCACUGUACAGCUGUCGGAAGCAGUGGGCUCCUGGUUAUGUCAAUCAUUCAUUCUGGGCUGGUACAUCUGCUAUCAGGAAGGUCGAAAAACCAGAUCCAUAUUUUGACGGUGCUGUGACAACUAAAACUACCCUGCCAGUUUUUCUUGAGCAAUAUGAGACUACCCUGAAAGGGAAGUUGGAAAGGGAAGCAUAUGAUGAUCUGCGCUCUUAUUAUUCUAGGCUCACUUUGCUGUCAGGAUUACCAUUUGAGGAGCAACUUGUGGAGCUCUACACAGUGCCCAUGUUUCAGGCAUUCCAAGAUGAGAUCAAGCAAUUGAUGCAUGUGAUUUGUAAAGAGGUAGACAGGAGCGGGAAUUCAGUUACCUACAUGGUCAGUGAGUUAAUACAAGGAAAGAAGGUUGACUAUACAGUUGUGUACAACAAUUCUGACAAGGAUGUUUGGUGCAUCUGUCGCUCCUUUCCAUCACGAGGGAUCCUUUGCAGCCAUGCUCUAUCUGUUCUGAAGCAAGAAAAUGUGUUAAUGCUGCCAUCAAAAUACAUCCUCAAUCGCUGGAGGAAGGACUUCAGAAUACUUAACACACCCGCAAGCUCCAGCUCUGUGGCAUUAGUGAGAGAACUGAGCAUAUUUGAUGAUCUUUAUGUGCGUGGCCAUGAAUAUUUAGAAGAUGCUAUUGACAUUGGGGCUAGAGAACCUGAAUUAAAGGAGUUUGUGUUGUCAGCCAUGAAAGAAGCAAAGGACAAACUAAUUAGGCUUGAUCAGAUCCAGCAAGGUGAUCAACGGGUUGAUGUAAACAUGGCAUUAACUGGCCAAGCAUCCACAGAUAGAAGAGUUGAUGUGAACAUGACAUCAAACACCACUCCCCUCAUUCAUGGGGACAGAAUGGUCGAUGCAAAUAUGACAUUAAACACCACAUCCAUGAUUCACGGGGACAGGAGAGUUGAUAUGGAAAUGCAAACACCCCACCUUAUCCACGCAGAAGGAAGAGUUGACAUGAACAUGGCAUCUCCCCACUUGAUGCAGAGGGACAGAAGAGUUGACAUGAAUAUGUCGUCCCCUCACCUGAUUCAGGGGGACAGAAGAGUCGAUAGGAACCUGGGGUCGCCACACUUUAUACAAAGUGACAGAAGAGUUGAUAUGAACCUGGCAUCACCACAUAUGAUACACGGGGACCGGAGAGUUGAUAUGAACAUGGCGUCGCCACACCUCAUACACGGAGACAGAAGAGUUGAUAUGAACAUGGCAUCUCCUCACAUGAUGCAGGGUGAUACAAGAGUGGAUAUGAACAUGGUAUCCACUGCUCAGGAUGAUGGGAUGCACACUUUUGAUUUGGUGAACGUAAAUCUGGAGGGUGGCUCUUUGUCAAUGGCUGCAACUGAUUUCAUGCAAAUGCAUCCACAUCCAACCGUUUACCAUCCCAAACAACUCCUCAGUAUGAGAGACCAGGUGAUAGACUCAAAUAAGAGACCCAAUGUCGAAACAAAUACGUACUUUAUGGGAGGUGGAAUGCAUGUGGGGUAGUUUAAUUGUUUACCCCUGUAACAUUUUGUGUUUAGAGGAGGACACAACCAACCUUGUUGUAUGUUCAUAUGUAUGUUCUUAGAGCAGGCAGUACAACUAAUCACUAGUUUGUACUAAUUGCAGUUGAAUCAUUGACUGCUGGUAGCUCCUUUUGACCAUUUUUCUUCUUCUGUUUGGCAGUUGUAGCAAGGUACUUUAAUGGCAUUGUUCUGUGCAUAUUGUUGAUAGAUAGUAAUAAUUUUCCUGGGCAUCUGGUAAUUUGAA